AUGGGAGAGCAUUUGCAGUGUGAUGAUGAAUGUAAUCAGCUGUGCUUUCUGAUUCGUGAGGGAAAAAACUGGGGCAUUCAAGCAACGCUGCUUUGGGCAUGCUGCCACCCUUCAUCCAGUCCACACCACCAUUUCGCUGCGCUGUCGCCCUUCCUUCUGAAGCCCUUACCAUCCACAGUGCCACCUCCUGCAUCCCUACAGUCGACGGCGCCGUCACUGGCUCUGCAGAACCGGAUUCGUUGCAUCGUCAGCCCUAAGCUGUCUUCGACACCCCUGGUAACGCGAAGGCAGGAGCACAGGAUUGUGAAACUACGAUUGCGGCUGCACGGGGUGCAGAACACAGUGGGGCUCUUGGAAGGAAAGGCACUUCGCCACAAAGCUGCCUCUGGUGAUGACGGUGAAUUGUGGAUGUGGACCAGAGGGGCACUAUGUAGGCUGCGCGGCGGACGUCGAAAACUCUGUUACGGUGGUGGAAUUGGAAGUAAUUGUAUGUAGUAUAAAUGUGUUUAAGAGUGUUAAUUUUAAAUUUUUAAAUUUUUAAAUUUGAUAAUAAUUAAUAAAACAUCUGCUAAAAUUUAAAAUUUAACUUUUUUUUAAUUCGUUAUUUGCGUUAUUUACUAUAUACGUUGUAUUUUUUCUUCAGCUACACGUAUUUUUUCUUUGGAAAAAGUUUGGUAAUAAAAAAGUUUCAGCCAUAAUUAGCCAAAAC
Arachis ipaensis is the source of this 709-nucleotide messenger RNA. The record is from RefSeq and is a predicted model, not a curated record. Lineage: Eukaryota; Viridiplantae; Streptophyta; Magnoliopsida; Fabales; Fabaceae.